This is a messenger RNA of Amphibalanus amphitrite, 1921 nucleotides long. Its product is annotated as beta-TrCP-like. The record is from RefSeq and is a predicted model, not a curated record. Gene Ontology annotation, molecular function: protein binding. The transcript has 9 exons. The annotation marks the transcript as partial. Lineage: Eukaryota; Metazoa; Arthropoda; Thecostraca; Balanomorpha; Balanidae.
CUACCCGAAAUAAUCAAGGAUAUCGAGAGCAUAGAAAACAACUGGCGAACGGGCAAGCACAACCUACAGAGGAUAAACUGCCGUUCGGAGACCUCCAAGGGCGUCUACUGUCUGCAGUAUGACGACAAAAAGAUCGUCUCCGGCCUGCGCGACAACACCAUCAAGAUGUGGGACAGGAACUCGCUCCAGUGCACAAAGCAAGUGCUCACCGGCCAUACUGGCUCGGUGCUGUGCCUCCAAUACGAUGACAAGGUGAUCAUCUCGGGCUCGUCCGACGCCACGGUCCGUGUCUGGGACGUGGGUACGGGAGAGCUGGUCAACACACUCAUCCACCACUGCGAGGCAGUGCUGCAUCUGCGCUUCGCUCACGGCAUGAUGGUCACCUGCUCAAAGGACCGCUCGAUCGCCGUAUGGGACAUGGUAUCGCCGACCGAGAUCAACCUGCACCGCGUGCUGGUCGGACACCGAGCGGCCGUCAACGUGGUCGACUUUGACGAAAAGUACAUCGUCAGCGCGUCGGGAGACCGUACCAUCAAGGUAUGGAACACGUCCACGUGUGAGUUUGUGCGGACGCUGUCGGGCCACAAGAGGGGCAUCGCGUGCCUGCAGUACCGGGACCGACUGGUGGUCAGCGGCAGCUCCGACAACACCAUCAGACUCUGGGACAUUGAGUUCGGCGACUGCCUGCGUGUGCUGGAGGGACAUGACGAGCUGGUGCGCUGUAUCCGGUUCGACUCCAAACGGAUUGUCAGCGGCGCCUAUGACGGGAAGAUCAAGGUGUGGGACCUGCAGGCGGCGCUGAACCCGCGAUCACCAGUGGGCUCUCUGUGUCUGCGCACUCUGGUGGAGCACACGGGUCGCGUGUUCCGGCUGCAGUUUGACGAGUUCCAGAUCGUCAGUAGCUCGCACGACGACAGCAUACUGAUCUGGGACUUCCUCAACUACACUCCGCCGUCGGCCGGCGCCGGGCAGGAGAUGGACGCCGAGCCGUCAGAGGAGGGAGCCGCGGCGGCCGUGCUGCCGCGAGCCGGCGCCGCGGCCCGGCCGCAGCCGCCCAACCUCGACAACUACAGGAACCAAGAGGGAGAUGACGAGUUGAUGUGAGCGGGCUCCGCUCGGAUAGAUCUAGAAGACAUUUUAACCUCGUUUAUGUUUGGCGCGCGCUGGGCCGGGCCCGUGAUGUGCACCGCCAGUUCACAGUGAAGAUACACACUAGGGUGUGGGCUAGCGAGUCGGAGCGGCUUCCGAGCGCGAGUAGAGGCCGGCGCGGCGGCCCGAGCUGCGCGCCGCGGGGGGAGCACAGUCUGCCGCCAGCACCGAGCGAGUCGGACGGCCGACUGAUCUGCAUCUCUGCGCGUGUGUCGGUGUGUGGCUGGGUGUGCACGGGGACGGGUGUCUGGGUCGCGGGAUGGGUCAGACCGGGCCAGCGGCGAGCGGUGAUGUGCUCUGCUCGCCGGCGCCGCGAAAUACGACCCGAGUGUGUGCGUGUGUUUUAUCUAUGUGACAUUUACGUGGCAGCGAAUCAGGUUAAUUUGAUUGCUCGCGCGCGACCCGGCGGUAGCGACGCGCCUUAGGUGCGCUCGCGGCGGCGGGGCUCGUUGUGAUGUACCCGAGACUGCUCUCCUGUCUCGGGUCGGCUCGCGCGCUCAUGCGCGAGCCCGUAUGCGCGCGUGAUUUAUCUGUCGGCGCGGUUGGCAGUUGAUAGGCGCCGCGCCGCCGGCCGGCCGUUCAUUCCGUGUCUGCCUGGCUGUCCGUCUGUCUGUCUGUCUGUGUGUCUGUGAGGCGAGCGAGCGACUGUCCGCGGCCGGCGCGUGCUGGCAGCUGGCCGGCGCCACCGACGCCACCGGCGCCCUUUCAUGCGUCUCCUCACUGGUCCGACUCCCGAUGGUUUGGCAUUACAAUAAAUUGAGUUCGGCUCGCC